AUGGCGGCACCGCCAUUGGUGUCGCCCGCGGCGCUGGCCGCCCUGGAGGGCGACGGCUGGCACGUCUCCCCGCACGCGCUGCUCGCACUGCUCGCCGCGAAACCCCCCUCCGCGGACGGCGGCGCACCGGAUCCGCAAGCCUCCCCCGCCUCCGCCGCUUCCGCGUCCUCGGCGGGGCAGCCAGUUGGCGCAACGCAGAGCGCGCCGAUGUCGGCGCAGCAGGUGCGCGCGGCGGCGCUAGACCUGGACCUGCGGCGGUUCGGCGAGGGGUGCUUGCCGGACGACGUGAAUCGUGCCGUGUACCGCCGCCUGCCGGGGAAGCUCGUCGUGCAGGUAGUGUCAGCCGUAAAUGUGUGCGAGCCCAGAGGCGGGGAGGACGCUGAGUCAGCCGCCGCUGCCGCUGACGAGGAUGACCGCUGGGAGGACGACGACAGACAAACCGCCCCCACUGCUCCCUCUGCUGCUGCUUCCGCCGUUGGUGUGGAUGGGCUGGGAGGGCGAGGUGCUGUGGGUCGCAAUGGCGGCAGCAGUGGGGGGCGAAGGCUGCUGCGCAUGCGGGUGACGGACGGCAAGAGGAGUGCGAGUGCUGUGGAGAUGCACCCCUGCCCGCACGUGCCGAUGGCUCUUGCUCCGGGCACCAAGCUGCUCCUCACGGCCCCCAUCAUCCGCCACGGCUUCAUCCUGCUGGACCCGCAGACCGUGCAAGUGCUGGGCGGCCGCGUGGCCCCUCUCUACGACGACACACUUGCCAGUAUGCCUGGCAGCGCACCUGCCGGCACGCAUGUGUCUGGAGCAGCAGGUGGGGGGCCGGCAGGAGGGCGUGGGGGUGAGGCCAGUGCUGCCGGCUCUGCCCCUGCAGCAGCGGCAGCAGCAGUAGCAGGUACAGCAGCGAGAGAGGGGGGCGGAGGGUCGGCAGAGGCGGGGGAGGCAGGGGCAGCAGCAGAGGCAGCGAGGGAGAGGGCGGUGGAGCGGGCGAGAGUUGAGGCUGCUGCUGCUCUCAAGCACGCUGCCCCACACGACAGGAGCGCUUCCAGGAAGCUUCUGGAGAAGAUGGGGGAGGAGCAGGGGCGAGGCAGGGGCAGGCGGGGGGGCCGUGGGGGAAGGGGGAGGGGGAGGAGGGGCCGGGAGGAGGAGGAUGAGGGAACGAUGACACUAGAGGAAUAUGAGGCGAGGAAGGCUAUGGGGAGGCAAGGAGGGGGAAGAGGGGUGGGGGGGAUGACGGGAGGAACGGGAGGGAUGGGCGGAAUGGGAGGGAGUGGAGGGAGGGUAGAUGUAAGCAGUGCAUCACAAGUGAUGUCAGAUGAGGAACUUGCGAGGAAGCUGCAGGCGGAGCUGGAUAUGGAGGACAUGGGGGGAUUUGUAAGUUGCACACCCUUUGCUCUGCUCUUCCUUGUCCCUUUUCCUGUGGCCGCUCCAUACCCACUCGCUCGUUUACCCACUCUCAUGCCCCUCCAUUUCCUGCUGUCACCCCUCCAUUUCCUGCUGUCACCCCUCCAUCUCCUGCUGUCACCCCUCCAUCUCCUGCUGUCACCCCUCCAUUUCCUGCUGUCACCCCUCCAUCUCCUGCUGUCACCCCUCCAUCUCCUGCUGUCACCCCUCCAUCUCCUGCUGUCACCCCUCCAUCCCACUGUCACCCCUCCAUCACUGUCACCCGUCCAUCUCCCACUGUCACCCCCCAUCUCCCAGUCAGAGGGGGGCGGGGCCGGCGGGGGAGGAGGGGAUGGUGUGGAGGGGGUACGAGUUGUAGAUACAGAGGGGGAGGCAGAGGGGGAGGCAGAGGGUGGUAAUAUUUUCCAGCUCGAUGAAGAGGAUUUUUUGCACUAA
This is a messenger RNA of Closterium sp. Naga37s-1, 1824 nucleotides long. NCBI's taxonomy places the organism in Eukaryota, Viridiplantae, Streptophyta, Zygnematophyceae, Desmidiales, Closteriaceae. The record is from the annotation of a GenBank genome assembly.